CAGUAUUAAUUUAACUGUGCGAAAAGUCAAAAAACCUAAACUUAUUCUGAACCUGCUAUUAUUGAUAAGGAUCUCCGAACAAUUUAAGUAUUUUAAUAAUAUUUCUUGAUGGGCUAUUAUAAUUUCUCUUAAUAAAAUAAGCAACUAUAUCACUUUUAAAGAUGUAGCCUAAUGUCGUCAAUAACUUUUCUAGUUCAGUACAAUUGUAAAACCCCACCCUUGCGUGUAAUGCGGAUUUCAUCUGAAAUGAAUUCCUUAAGCAGGUUGAAACAGGGAUAAAGCAUUGUCAUGGCAGUCUCAGGGACUGAUAGCAAUGGGGCAUGUUAUUGGUGUUUAAAAGCUGUUAAAUGGAUACCUGUAUUAUUUAUAGUUACUAUUGUUGCCUGGUCUUACUAUGCAUACGUUAUUCAGUUAUGUUUAAGUAACAUGGAAAACACACUAGCCCAAAUACUUUUCCUAAUAUUUUAUCACAUGCUUUUUGUCAUGUUCUGCUGGUCCUAUAUACAAACAAUAUUUACAGAUAUUGGCAGGGUGCCUAGCAAUUUUAGGAUAUCAGACGCAGAUUUUGACGCCUACAUGCAUAAUAAUGAUUCACUGGAAACACAAAAUAGAAUACUAGAAAAUUGCGCAAAAAGUUUGCCUAUAACCAAUGUUACCAUAGGCGGAAGCAUUAGAUUUUGCGAGAAAUGUAAAAAUGUCAAGCCUGAUAGAACCCAUCAUUGCUCUGUGUGUGGGGUGUGUGUUUUAAAAAUGGAUCACCACUGUCCGUGGAUUAAUAAUUGUGUUUGUUUCACAAAUUAUAAAUAUUUUGUGCUCUUUUUAGGAUACGCACUUUUAUACUGUAUUUAUAUAUGUCUAACUUCCCUUCCAUACUUUAUUGCAUUUUGGAAGGGUGACCUUCAAGGUAUGGGGAGAUUCCAUAUUUUUUUUCUAUUUUUUGUUGCUAUUAUGUUCGGUGUGAGCUUGAUGUCCUUGUUUGGGUAUCAUUGUUAUCUGGUACUGAAGAAUAGAACAACGCUUGAGGCGUUUAGACCACCCAGUUUUCGGGGACUCGGUGCUGAUAAAUAUGGCUUCCACCUGGGGCGGUAUAGAAAUUUUAAAGAGGUAUUUGGUGAUAAUCCAAAACUCUGGUUCUUACCUUUACAUACAAGUUUGGGUGAUGGUAUUGAAUACCCUGUGCAUUCAAGGCACCUCCAGAGUUCUUAUCAUUCAAUGGACAACAUACAAAACAGUUUGGGAGACGGAGUUAUAUUUCCUCAAAGGCAUAUGGACGAGGAUCAAGAGGGCCUCCUCCGGGAACACCCUUUUGAAGAAGAAGAAAGUUGUAAUUAUCGCUAUCCCUAAAAUUUGUGAUCAAAGAGAUUUAUCAACCCUAUUAGGUAGAUAUAUACAUAUAUUAUAUAUUUAGAUGUAAAUAAAAAAUUAACACAAAUUAUGUUAAUUUUCUGAAAAAUUGUCAAAUAUCACAUUUUAAAUACUGUUAUUUUAAGAUUGACUUAGUGUUGCGAUAAAUCUUUUAUGCAGGUCCAUGUUUCGCUGCGAUUUAUGUAUUUUAAAUAUUGCAUUCCUUAUUUUUUUAUGAAAAUAAAAAUGUU
Messenger RNA from Cylas formicarius (sweet potato weevil), 1595 nucleotides. RefSeq names its product palmitoyltransferase ZDHHC2. Gene Ontology annotation, molecular function: protein-cysteine S-palmitoyltransferase activity. Gene Ontology annotation, cellular component: Golgi apparatus; endoplasmic reticulum. The transcript is spliced from 8 exons. The coding region runs from base 289 to 1344 and encodes 351 amino acids. Gene Ontology annotation, biological process: protein targeting to membrane; peptidyl-L-cysteine S-palmitoylation; synaptic vesicle maturation. The record is from RefSeq and is a predicted model, not a curated record. NCBI's taxonomy places the organism in Eukaryota, Metazoa, Arthropoda, Insecta, Coleoptera, Brentidae.